Messenger RNA from Nomia melanderi (Alkali bee), 2485 nucleotides. RefSeq names its product Glycerol-3-phosphate acyltransferase 4 (gene Gpat4). NCBI's taxonomy places the organism in Eukaryota, Metazoa, Arthropoda, Insecta, Hymenoptera, Halictidae. The record is from RefSeq and is a predicted model, not a curated record. Gene Ontology annotation, cellular component: endoplasmic reticulum. Gene Ontology annotation, biological process: triglyceride biosynthetic process. Gene Ontology annotation, molecular function: glycerol-3-phosphate O-acyltransferase activity.
CCGCAGUCCCCCAGACCUCGAGCGAGGGAUCGUUUAACUUUCUCGGGUUAGUUCUCGGCAGUAAGCAAAAUGGCGUCAUUGUGGAUUGUGAUGUCUGUGGCGUUUUCCUUACUUUUAACGCCGUUUCUUAUGUUCUUGCUUGCCAUCAUAUUUCUGGCUUCGAUCGGGAAGUCGCUCGGUGUUAGGAGGCUGUACAUAAAACUGCUGUUGGCGCUUUUCGAGUACGGCAGACAAAACAUUGAAAAUGUUAAGAAGAGAAACGGUACAUGGAAACAGGAUAACGACAACACGGAAGGAGAGCACGAACCUCUGGUCGAGAAACAGAAUACUCAUAAUUCUACGGGCGCCGAGAACAAAAGGCAAAAUGGUGUACUCGGUAACAGCGUGAUAGCCAGAUCAAAGGAUUUGAUCUUGGUGCCAGAGCCAGAGAUGCAAAAUCAUAGGAAUCAUUUGGAGGAAUCAAAGGCAGACAAGUCUCAGACCACUACCACCGGUAAAAAUGAGAGCCUCAUUCGCAGAGAUUCCUUUGAAACAUUGAAGAGGGAAUUCGAACCUGCAAUUUGUUUAGAUUACAUUAAAGCAGGUGUAGAGGCUAUUAUCGAAGAUGAAGUGACGUCUCGUUUCGAAGCAGAGGAGCUUAAGAACUGGAAUCUAUUAACACGUACAAAUAGACACUACGAAUUUAUUUCCUGGAAGUUAACUGUGAUAUGGAUGUUUGGAUUUUUUAUGCGAUAUUGUUUCCUUCUACCUUUGAGGAUAUUUAUUUGUUUCAUAGGGGUACAGUACCUUGUAGUUGCGACAUUUUGUAUCGGCUUACUACCAAACGGUUUUAUUAAGAAAUGGGCAUACAACACGAGUAGCCUGCUCGCGUUCAGGCUAAUAGCUCAAUCUUUGUCAGCCACAAUUACAAUCCAUAACCCAGAGUACAAACCAAAACCUGGAGGAGUGUGCGUGUCGAAUCACACUUCUACAAUCGAUGUGUGCAUCUUAUCCACACAGACAACAUUCUCUUUGAUAGGUCAAAGACACGGUGGAUUCUUGGGGAUUCUGCAACGUGCUCUAGCACGUGCUUCUCCCCACAUAUGGUUUGAACGAUCAGAAGUUAAAGAUAGAGAAGCAGUAGCAAAAAGACUGAAGAAACAUGUAUCUGAUCCUACGAAUCCACCGAUUCUCAUUUUUCCGGAGGGAACGUGCAUAAACAACACGUCAGUCAUGCAGUUUAAAAAAGGUAGUUUUGACGUUGGUGGUGUAAUUUAUCCUGUUGCAAUAAAGUAUGAUCCAAGAUUUGGAGAUGCUUUUUGGAACAGUAGUAAAUAUUCAAUGAUACAAUACUUGUACAUGACUAUGUCAAGUUGGGCUAUAGUUUGCGACGUCUGGUAUCUUCCGCCAAUGUACAGAAAUGAAGGCGAAAGUGCUAUUGAUUUUGCAAAUAGGGUAAAGUCUGUGAUAGCAAGGCAAGGAGGUUUGGUUGACUUACAAUGGGACGGCCAACUCAAGAGAAUGAAACCUAAAAAAGAAUGGAGAGAAAAGCAACAAGAAGAAAUUAGUAAACGAAUUAAAGUUGAAUGAUUUGAGUCAUCUCUAGUCGCACUUCACCAUCGAUAUAAUGUGUGAUAUUUUGCUUAAACGAGACCAUUUCAUCUGAUGUGCUGUUUUAUAUUUUUUGUGGACAUCUGUUUCUUGGGAGAAAGAUUGUUAGUAUGCAUAAUUCAAUUCACUUCCUUUUACACAAAUAUGGUACGUUUCAUUUUAUUCAACUAUGUUUUAUACGUCGAGUAAUUAAUAAAUUGCUUUGGAUUGUUCUAAUUUUAUUCGUUAAGAUUCUUAGUACUAUUAUUAUAAACGAAUUUGAUCUUUUUAUUAUGUGGUCAUAAUGUAAUUCUUAUCUUCCUUUUAUUGAAAGUGAAUAACAAAACAAAAUUACGGUAUAACAUUUGAUUAACAUAAUAAUAAUUCAACUACAUAACCGGAUAUAUUGGAAGUGCCAUAUUUGUCAGUUUUUUAAUAAUGAGAUUCUACAACAUGUCAUUGUAAGUUUAGUAUUUAUACAUAGUGAAAUUGUGUAUUAUGAAAUGGUAUGUUAUAAUGUGAGAUAUUUUGCGUGUAUGAGUGUAUGUAGCAUCGAAAUCAUCCCAUCUCAUAUUCUUACAUUUUUUAAAUCACCUCGUCAUCUCAUUAAUUUAAUACGUAAAUUAAAUCUAUUUGAUAUUAUUUAGGAGAAAUUGCAUUUUUUUCUUUCUUUUUUUGUAAGAAUGAUAGGAAAGGCUAUUACUGUCUAUUGUAGUCUAAAAAAUAAACUAUUUAUUCACAUUUUUCAAUGGACGAAGUAAAAAUACAUCAGGGUUAUAUAUUGCACCCAUCCCUUGGAAAAACUUUAACAUUUCAUUGUUUAUAAUCUGAUCAUAAACAUGUUUUCAGACAAAAGAAAAUGCAAAACUUCUUACUUCAAACAAUUUUUACAAAUGAAAAUCAUAAACAUCAUUAU